Seriola aureovittata is the source of this 1352-nucleotide messenger RNA. Its product is annotated as probable endonuclease 4. Gene Ontology annotation, cellular component: nucleus; mitochondrion. NCBI's taxonomy places the organism in Eukaryota, Metazoa, Chordata, Actinopteri, Carangiformes, Carangidae. Gene Ontology annotation, biological process: base-excision repair. The record is from RefSeq and is a predicted model, not a curated record. Gene Ontology annotation, molecular function: zinc ion binding; phosphoric diester hydrolase activity; DNA-(apurinic or apyrimidinic site) endonuclease activity. The transcript has 8 exons. The coding region runs from base 124 to 1113 and encodes 329 amino acids.
GAAGAAAAGCUAGCGUGCUAGCUAGCUAGCUUAGCUAAAGUGCUUCAGUGCGAUUUUUUUUUUUAGCUUUUUGAGGCAUUCGUCGAGGCUACAAGAACAGCGACGCCUGAGCGGAUAGUCAACAUGGGGCCGAGGAAGAGAGGAGCAAGGAAGAGGAAAACUGAAGAAGCUUUGGCAGAAGAGAAGGAAAGAGAGGACACAGAGGAGAAGGAGGCUGAUGAGAGAGGAGACAGGAGGAGGAAGGACCGUGGAAAAAAUAAGAAAUACAUUGGAGCUCAUGUUGGGAUUCAAGGUGGAAUAUGGAAAGCAGUGGGGUCCUGCACAGAGAUGGGUGGCAGUAGUUUCGCCCUGUUUCUGGGCUCCCAGCGAUCAUGGAAGAGGCCUGCACUGGACCUCACAGCUGCUGCCAAGUUUCGGGAGCAACUGUCCCUGCAGGGGUUUGACCCAGCUCACGUCCUGCCUCAUGGGUCCUACCUGAUGAACUGUGGGUCUCCUAAAGAAAAGGUGUUUGAGAAGAGCCAGGCCCUGCUGGUGGAUGAGCUCAGCCGCUGCAGCGUCCUUGGCCUCAACCUGUACAACUUCCACCCCGGCUCCUCGCUGGGCUCCAUCACCACUGAGCAGUGUGUGGAGAAGAUAGCAGGCGCCAUUAACCACGCUCACCAGCAAACACCUGCUGUGGUUACAGUGUUGGAGAACAUGAGCGGACAGGGCAGCACGGUGGGUGGUCAGUUCUCUGAGCUGAAGAGCAUCAUAGACAAAGUGAGAGACCAGACCAGAGUUGGAGUGUGUCUGGAUACCUGCCAUGCGUUCGCAGCAGGAUAUAACCUGGCUGCAGAGGGAGGAGUGAAGGCCAUGCUCAAUGAGUUUGACGAGGAAGUGGGGCUCCACUAUCUCAAAGCCAUUCAUCUCAAUGACUCCAAAGGUAAACUGGGCUGCAACCUCGAUCGCCACGAAGACAUCGGUAAAGGUCACAUUGGAAUCUCUGCUUUCAGAGACAUUGUUAACGAGCCCAGGCUAGACAACAUCCCCCUGAUCCUGGAGACACCUGGGCGGCCAGGAUUCGAGUAUGCUGAGCAGAUUGAACUCCUCUAUUCCCUCUGUGAGACAGAAUAGAAAAUGCACUCACUGACGAGUUAGCACCGCUAAAGCGAACCCUGCAAAGACACAUCUCAGGUGUGUUAAAGAGGACUGAAGUUUUUCUCCAGGACCAAAGAGGACGAGUGGUGGAGGCCGAUUAUCCGUAAACAUGCUCUGAAUUUUUUCAGUUGUUAAUCACAAUCUGACAAGUUUCAACAAGACAUGUGCUUCGUCUCUGACUGAACUCUAGUUGAAUAAAUGUGUUGUUGACAGAU